UCAAAGGUAAACUGAACUUCAAAAGUGGUUGUAGAGUGAAAAAAAUGAUUUUCCUUUAUUUUAUUCUAUUCUGCACCUUCCUCGAUUCUUACAGGAAAUACGGGUCCUGUGCUGGAAACGACUAUUCCAAGCACCCCUGUAAAAGAAAAUGCGUAUCCGGAUUACCACCAAUGGUUUGCAAUUACGACUUCGAGAUCGAAAAUUACAACACAUUGAGUAAAGCUUGCUACGAUUGCCCCUUCAAUGUAACCGAUUGCUUCCUGGAGGACUGCGUAGCAGGAGAAGGAUCGAGAAGAGGAAUCAUUACCGUCAACAGGAAACUUCCCGGACCAGCCAUAGAGGUGUGCCAACACGAUACAAUUGUCGUAGAUGUCCACAACAAGAUGCUCAGCGAAUCCACAAUCAUGCACUGGCACGGAAUACACCAGAAAAAGUCUCCCUACAUGGAUGGAGCUCCUUUCCUCACUCAGUGCCCGUUUCUACCACGCGGCAGUUUCAGAUACACCUUCCCUGCUGAUAAUGUUGGCACACAUUUCUACCAUUCCCACAUAGGAAUGCAAAGAGUUGAUGGUAUGUUUGGUGCCAUUAUCGUGAGAGCAACAGAAGAAAACAACCCGCACAGUGACCUGUACGAUUUCGAUUUAUCCGAGCACGUUAUGGUGGUAACCGAUUGGACACCAGAGAUGGGAUUGCAGAAGUUCCUUGGUCACAUGCACGACUCUGGCACAAACAAAGCUCCAUCGAUUAUUGUAAACGGAUUGGGAAGAUACGUUGAAUUCAAAGACGAUGACGGGAAGCCCGUUUAUGUACCCACAGCUAGGUUCCACGUGGAACAGGGUUACCGUUACAGAUUUAGGGUUAUUAACGCUGGAUUCCUAAAUUGUCCGAUCGAAAUGUCCAUCGAUGGUCACAAUAUAAGCAUCAUAAGCGGCGAUGGGCACGAUAUUAAGGCAACACCAGUGACAUCUUUCGAUAUAUUCGCCGGAGAGCGGUUCGAUUUCAUCUUGCACGCCAAUCAAUCGGUCGAUCUCUACUGGAUGAAAUUCAAAGGAUCUUUGGAUUGCGGUGCAACAACUACCAGAGCUUUCCAAACGGCUGUUUUGCAAUACCACAGCGAUCAGUUUACUGAUUUCGAUUAUCCCGCUGGCGAAGUCGAUUUCGACAAUGCUGGACCCAAAGGAGGAAUUGAACUCGACACCGUUAACGUUGGUACCGAAACCAAAAAUAAGAAUAUCAUAGUGCUACCGGAAUUGGAGUCUGUGGAUGAUUGGGACGAAAGUUUGAAGGAGAAACCGGACUACCAAUUCUACAUCUCGUACGAUUUCUACAAAGUCAGUCACUCGGACUAUUACAGAAUUCCUUACUACGGAUUCGACAACAUAACGAAUCCCAAAGAGAAAAUUCUAACGCCGCAAUUCAACCACAUCAGCAUGGAAGUCCCUUCGAAGGCUUUGUUAUCGCAAAGGGACGAAAUCGACGAGAGCACGUUCUGCAACAACGACACCAUGGCCGAUAAGAAUUGCAAAGAAGACUUCUGCUACUGUCCUCACGUCAUCAAAGUACCUGUUGGUGCUGUCGUGGAGUUGGUAUUCAUCGACGAAGGUCUCGCGUACAACGCUAACCACCCGAUCCAUUUGCACGGUUACGCGUUCCGCGUGGUCGCCAUGGAAAGAUUAGGAAACUCCACCACCAUCGAUGAAGUUAGAGCCAGGGAUGAGAAGGGUUUGAUAAAGAGGAAUCUGAAAAACGCCCCGUUGAAGGAUACCGUUUCUGUGCCGGACGGUGGAUACGUUAUAGGCAGAUUGAAGGCCGACAAUCCAGGAUAUUGGUUCUUGCAUUGCCAUUUGGAAGUACACGCUGAAAUCGGUAUGGCUAUGGUUUUCCAAGUAGGAGAAAAGGAUGACAUGUUGCCAGUUCCUGAAGGUUUCCCCAAAUGCGGCGACUACGAACCCAAAAAACAAUAAGAACCCACAAUAUUUCGAUCUAAUCUCUAAAAUCUGCUUAAAUAUGAAUAAAU
Messenger RNA from Phyllotreta striolata, 2017 nucleotides. The record is from the annotation of a GenBank genome assembly. Lineage: Eukaryota; Metazoa; Arthropoda; Insecta; Coleoptera; Chrysomelidae.